UACGCGUAUCAGCGUUAGGCCUAUUGUUGUUGUGAGUGAUUCUUCUACGAGUUUCUUUAGACGAGAACCUUGUUGGACAUUGUUACUGUUGAUUAGCCGAGUUGAAAGAGAAAGACUACUCUGUUCAAUAGCAAGUGAACAUUACUUCUGAAGCACAAUGAGCAGAGAAGGCUACCGCUCUCAUAUUUCAAGUUCGCCAGAUCAUAUGAACAGUUUGGUGCAACGCAUGACAGAUGGACUAGGAAGCAAUAAGUACAAACCUGUAGACUAUGGUCGCUUACGUGCUGCUAUCUCUGAGAAAAGGUAUGGAUCCAUUAAGACAUCCAUGAAAGUUGCUAAGAUAGAAAAGAUGAGCCAGCAGCACAGGGAGAAUACUAUCCUCAAGCAGCAUCAGCUAAUAUGGCAGAAAGAAUUCCUUCGGUUACAGCAUAUUCGCAAAAAAGCUCAAGUUGAUGUUGAUGAACACACAAGAAACAACCGAACAUCGGAAAUUUGUGGGCAGAUUUACAAUGACUUCGACUAUUGUGAUGCUGGGCUCUCUGCUGAGUUCAAUGCUUUCAAAAAAGCCACUGCUGAUCCUGUUUGGAAUUUAAGAGAUGACCUCAGAUACUGGCUCACGGAGAAACGAGAAGAUGUGAAGCUUGGAUCUCCAGAUGUCAUAGAGGAGCAUGCAGAAGUGCGAGAGAUGGUAAAAAAUGUGAAAAGUCAACAGGAAGAAAUCAUGAACAAAUUAAAUCAAGAACAGAAACGCCUUGAAGCAGAACUCCAGUCAGAUAUUCUAUUAGAGCUGUGUCCCCCUGUACUGCAUAAACGUCCAGCAGUUCAAAUGGGAAUCCCUCAAGAAGCUCUGCAGAGUGAGUGCCCAGACCAGAAGCUGAAGACUGAUGUAUUGCAUGAAUUUUCAAUUAUAGAUGAAAAAUAUGAAAAUCAGAUUGAUGAACUUGGGGAGAGACAUGCUCUCGCUUUGAGUCUUGAUGAAUGUGGAGGAUGGGAUGCAGAUGAACAUUUCCAGUUUGUAGCCAUUCAUGACCAGUAUCCCAGAGAGCUCCCCAAUCGCAGGACAUUGCUUUUUGACAGAUUGAAGAGACAUCUUCCUAGAAAAUCCCACACACAGCUGUCUGACCAUGAAGAUUGGUGGCUUGACUACAAGUAUUACUAUGAGAGACUGAAAGGAAUCCACACAGACUGGAACCGCGACAAACGGGAGCUAGUUGGCAAGGCUCAGAUGGUGUUUGCUGAGGCUGCCGCAGCCCAGGAGCUGGAGGAAGUGCGACAGGAGUAUUACAGUAGGCACAAACAGCUCUGUGAAGUUCUCUAUGAAAAGGUCAAAGAAUGGAGAGAGAAAAAAAUGGAAGCCAUGCAACUCCAGGCUCAAAUAGAUGAAGAGAGAAGAAGACAAGCUGAAGAAAAGUUUGAAAGAGAGCAAGAAGUGGAGAAGAAGAGGAGAUCAAAGGAAAAGGAACAGCUUAAAAAGUUCAAUGACGUUAAAGAAACACAAAGACAAGAGGCUCAAGCUGCAGCUGAACAGAGGCUCAAAGAGUUGAUGGAUCAAAUGGCAGAGCAAGCUGUGCAUGACAGAGAAAGAGUAAAAUUCAGAGAGGAGCAGUUAGAACAAAAACUGGAGGAGAGAAAAGAAAAGGAGGGUUUAAAGGCACUUGAAGAAAAGGAAAAGGAAGAACGGUUGGAAGCAUUAAGAGCUCAGGUUCGAAUUAUUGCAGAAAGUGACCCAUCAAGGACAAUGCAAGAAACAAAGGCAUGGAUGGCUCAUCACUCAAUAGAUGAGGAUGAAGAGUUGCCACUGUACAAACCACUGUUUGAUAUGCAUUCGUUCACAUCCAAACAGAUAACCUCUGAUCAUCGAGUGAGACUGGAGCAAAAAUUGAGAGAAGCAGGACUUCACAACACCGACUAUGCCCGACAAAUCAUUCGUGGAGCAACCCCUCCCAGGGUUCCCCGCAAAGAUCAACAGCACACUUUCAAAUUUACGGAUGACUGAAUUUCUUUUUGCAUAGUUAUUCUAUAUUAUGUUGCUUAGAAUAAAAUCUCUGUUCAACAACAGC
Aplysia californica (California sea hare) is the source of this 2060-nucleotide messenger RNA. RefSeq names its product coiled-coil domain-containing protein 148. Lineage: Eukaryota; Metazoa; Mollusca; Gastropoda; Aplysiida; Aplysiidae. The coding region runs from base 158 to 1996 and encodes 612 amino acids. The transcript is spliced from 15 exons. The record is from RefSeq and is a predicted model, not a curated record.